Carica papaya (papaya) is the source of this 10294-nucleotide messenger RNA. Lineage: Eukaryota; Viridiplantae; Streptophyta; Magnoliopsida; Brassicales; Caricaceae. The record is from RefSeq and is a predicted model, not a curated record.
GCAAAGCGACCCACACAACACACCCCUUCUCUCUCUCUCUCUCUCUCUCUCUCUCUCUCUCUCUCUAACCUCGGGGUUUCGCUUCUCUCGUCUCCUUUCUCUCUCGCCAAUCUGUCUCUCUUAUGCUCGAUACUCCGGAUGUGUAUGCAUCUAUCGCUACUCUCUCUCUCCUCUUUCAGUAGUUGAAAGCAAGAGAAGUUGAGGUGUUAUGGCGACGAUAAGAUCGAGUGUGCCGUCAAGGUUGCGGCAGCUUCUAUCGGCCGACGGCUCUCUCGGCCCGUCUCUUAAGCUGGACUCUGAGCCCCCUCCUAAAGUUAAAGCUUUUAUUGACAAAGUAAUACAGAGUCCAUUGCAAGAUAUAGCAAUACCUCUUUCAGGUUUUCGCUGGGAGUACAAUAAGGGUAAUUUUCACCAUUGGAGGCCACUGUUUCUUCAUUUUGAUACAUACUUCAAGGAAUAUUUGUCCUCUAGGAAUGACCUUACCUUGUCUGAUAGAAUUUUAGAAGAUGAUAGCCCAUUUCCAAAACAUGCGGUUCUUCAAAUAUUGCGAGUUAUGCAGACAAUUUUAGAGAAUUGCCAUAACAAAAGUUCUUUUGAUGGUAUUGAGCACUUCAAGCUCCUCCUUGCUUCUACAGAUCCAGAGAUUGUCGUAGCUGCUUUAGAAACUCUUUCUGCACUGGUGAAAAUAAGCCCCUCUAAGCUCCAUGGGAGUGGAAAAUUGAUUGGAUGUGGCUCCGUGAAUAGCUAUCUCCUUUCUCUUGCUCAAGGAUGGGGGAGUAAAGAGGAGGGCUUGGGUUUAUAUUCAUGUGUUGUGGCAAAUGAUAGGACACAGGAGGAAGGCCUGUGCUUAUUUCCAUCUGAUAUAGAAAAUGAUUGUGACAAAUCUCAGUGCCGGAUUGGUUCUACCCUUUAUUUUGAAUUUCAUGGGCACAAUGGGCAGAGCAGAGAAGAGAGUAGUGGCAAUUUGAGUUCUAGUUUGAGAGUUAUACACCUGCCAGAUCUACAUUUGCGGAAGGAGGAUGAUCUGGUACUGAUGAAGCAUUGCAUUGAAGAGUACAGUGUGCCUUCAGAGGUUCGGUUCUCUUUGUUGACAAGAAUCAGAUAUGCUCAUGCCUUUCGUUCUCCCAGAAUAUGCAGACUCUAUAGCAGGAUUUGCUUGCUUGCAUUCAUUGUCCUUGUUCAGUCAAGUGAUGCUCAGGAUGAGUUGACCUCCUUUUUCGCUAAUGAGCCGGAGUAUACAAAUGAGUUAAUCAGGAUCGUUCGGUCGGAAGAAGCUAUUCCUGGAACCAUUAGAACUCUUGCCAUGCUUGCUUUAGGAGCACAGUUAGCUGCAUAUUCUGCUUCUCAUGAUCGGGCUCGGAUUUUAAGUGGAUCGAGCAUCAGUUUUGCUGUAGGGAACAGAAUGAUUCUCCUAAAUGUGCUCCAGAGGGCUGUUUUGUCAUUGAAGAACUCAAAUGAUCCAUCAUCUAUUGCAUUUGUUGAGGCACUUCUACAGUUCUAUUUGCUCCACAUUGUGUCAUCCUCAUCAUCAGGGAGUACUAUUAGAGGAUCAGGAAUGGUUCCCACAUUCCUGCCACUUUUGGAGGAUUCUGAUCCGAGUCAUAUGCAUCUUGUGUAUUUGGCCGUAAAAGCUCUACAGAAGCUUAUGGAUUACAGUAGUUCAGCUGUCUCACUGCUUAGGGAACUGGGGGGAGUUGAGCUUUUGGCACAGAGGCUAGAGAUAGAAGUAAAUCGAAUUAUUGGAUUGCCUGCGGGAAAUGAUAAUGCUAUGGUUAUAGGUGAAUGCUCUAGGUAUAUUGAUGAUCAAUUAUUCUCCCAGAAGAGAUUGAUCAAGGUUCUCUUGAAGGCUCUUGGCUCUGCCACUUAUACCCCUGCAAACUCCAACAGACCUCAAAAUUCCCAUGACAAUUCUUUACCUGCCACUUUGUCACGGAUAUACAGGAAUGCAGAUAAAUUUGGAGGUGAUAUUUACUAUUCAGCUGUCACCGUCAUGAGUGAAAUUAUCCACAAAGAUCCUACUUGUUUGCCCUCGCUUCUUGAAGUUGGCCUCCCAGAAGCAUUUUUAUCUUCAGUGGUAGCUGGAAUUCUUCCUUCUUCUAAGGCUCUUACAUGUGUUCCGAAUGGCCUUGGUGCCAUUUGUCUUAAUGCCAAAGGCUUGGAAGCAGUGAAAGAGACUUCAGCCUUGAGAUUUCUGGUUGACAUACUUACCAGCAAGAAAUAUGUUGUAGCUAUGAAUGAAGCUAUUGUUCCAUUGGCAAAUGCAGUGGAAGAACUUUUACGUCAUGUUUCAUCACUAAGAGGCGCCGGUGUUGAUAUAAUUAUCGAAAUUACUGAUAAACUUUCAUCUCUUGGGGACCAUAAGUCCUCAAGUUCAUCAGGGAAAGUUAAUGGGAGUACUGCAAUGGAAAUGGAUUCUGAAGAGAAAGAAAAUGCAGAACAGUGCUGUAUUGUUGGUGCAGUGGAUCCUGUAACGGAGGGAGUAAGUGAUGAGCAAUUCGUCCAACUGUGCAUUUUUCAUUUGAUGGUUCUGCUUCAUAGAACAAUGGAGAACUCUGAAACUUGUAGGUUGUUUGUGGAGAAGUCAGGUAUUGAAGCUUUAUUGAAGCUUCUCUUACGGCCUAGUAUUGCACAGUCAUCUGAGGGGAUGUCUAUUGCUUUGCACAGCACUAUCGUUUUCAAGGGCUUUACGCAACAUCAUUCCGCUUCUCUGGCUCGUGCUUUCUGUUCAUCUCUCCGAGAUCAGUUGAAGAAAGCUUUAGGUGGCCUAAGUGCAGCUUCAGGUUCAUUUUUGCUGGAUCCCAGAGUGACACAAGAUACUGGAAUCUUUUCACCACUUUUCCUUGUUGAAUUCCUACUUUUUCUUGCUGCUUCGAGGGACAAUCGUUGGGUAACUGCUUUGCUAUCAGAGUUUGGAAAUGGCAGCAAGGACGUUCUGGAGGAUAUUGGACAAGUUCACCAUGAAAUUUUGUGGCAGAUGGCUCUCCUUGAAGAUGCUAAACUUGAAACUGACGAAAAUAAGGUUGGUUUUGCAACUGAGACACAGGAGUCUGAGUUAAAUACAAAUGAGACUGAAGAACAAAGGCCCAAUUCCUUAAGGCAGUUUCUUGAUCCCUUGUUCAGAAGAAGGACAUCAGGAUGGAAUAUUGAAUCCCAGUUUUUUGACCUUAUAAACCUGUACCGUGAUCUUGGACGUGCUGCUACUGGUUUCCAACUGAGACCUGCUACAGAUGGUUCUUCAAAUCUUCGUUUUGGAGCGAGUCAUUCUGGUUCCUCUGAUGGUGCUUCUGGCUCUGCCACUAGAAAAGAACAUGACAAACAGAGAUCAUAUUAUACCUCAUGCUGUGAUAUGGUCAGGUCACUCUCCCUUCACAUCACUCAUUUGUUUCAAGAGUUGGGAAAGGCGAUGUUGCUUCCUUCUCGUCGACGGGAGGAGACUGUAAAUAUCUCUGUCGCUUCAAAAUCAGUGGCUUCAACCUGUGCUUGCAUUGCAUUGGAUCACAUGAAUUUUGGGGGCCACGUAAAUCCCUCUGAGGCAUCCAUAUCAACAAAGUGUCGCUACUUUGGGAAAGUAAUCGAGUUCAUUGAUGGAAUUAUACUGGACAGGCCUGAUUCAUGUAAUCCUGUUCUAUUAAACUGUUUAUAUGCCCGUGGGGUUGUUCAAUCAGUCUUAACAACAUUUGAGGCCACCAGUCAAUUGCUCUUUGCAGUUAACAGGGCCCCUUCAUCACCAAUGGAGACUGAUGAUGGGAAUGUAAAACAUGAUGAAAAAGAAGAUGUGGAUCAUGUGUGGAUUUAUGGUCCUUUGGCUAGUUAUGGUAAGCUUAUGGACCACUUGGUAACAUCUUCUCUCAUUUUGUCAACAUCCACAAAACAUCUGCUUGUACAACCUUUGACAAGUGGGGAUAGUCCUUUCCCACGAGAUGCUGAGACUUUUGUGAAGGUGCUUCAGUCCAUGGUGCUGAAGUCUGUACUUCCUGUCUGGGCUCACCCUCAGUUUACUGAUUGCAGUUACGAUUUUAUUACCACAGUGAUUUCCAUUAUUAGGCAUGUAUACUCUGGGGUCGAGGUGAAAAACAUCAACAAUAUUGGCAAUUCUCGAAUUACAGGCCCACCUCCAAAUGAAUCAGCUAUUUCUACAAUAGUGGAGAUGGGUUUUCCAAGGGCUAGGGCUGAAGAAGCUUUACGACAAGUUGGAUCAAAUAGUGUGGAGUUGGCAAUGGAGUGGUUGUUAUCCCAUCCAGAAGAAACCCAAGAGGAUGAUGAACUUGCCCGUGCCCUUGCCAUGUCGCUUGGAAAGUCUGAGUCUGAGACAAAGGAGGAUGCUGCAAAUGAUGGUAACCAGCAGCUUGAACAAGAUAUAGUUCAACUUCCUCCUGUUGAGGAGUUGUUGUCGACAUGCAUGAAGCUCUUGCAGAUGAAGGAACCUCUAGCAUUCCCAGUUCGGGACUUCCUCGUGUUGGUUUGCACCCAAAAUGAUGGCCAAUACAGAUCCAAUGUGAUAUCUUUUAUUCUUGAACAAGUAAAGGAUUGCACCUCUGUUUCUGAUGGCAGAAACAGUGCUCUAUUGUUGUUUAUGUUAAAACUUUUAACAGAGAUUUUAUUAAUGUAUUCUUCAGCUGUUCACGUUCUGCUUCGAAGAGAUGCUGAACUUAAUAGCUGCAGGGCCCCCCAUCAAAAGGGCUCAACUGGUGGUAUAUUUUACCAUAUUCUCCAUAGGUUUAUUCCUUGCUAUUGGAGCUCAAAAAAGGAGAGGAAAGUUGAUGGAGACUGGAGGCAAAAACUGGCAUAUAGAGCCAACCAGUUUUUGGUGGCAUCUUGUGUUCGCUCUGCAGAAGCCAGGAGGAGGAUUUUCAUGGAGAUUAGUUGUAUUUUCAAUGACUUUGUGGAUUCAUGUAAUGGUUUUCGCUCGCCUGGAAAUGAUGUUCAAACUUUGAUUGAGCUGCUGAACGAUGUGCUUGCUGCUCGUGCACCAAAUGGUUUGUAUAUUUCUGCAGAAGCUUCUGCAACUUUCAUAGAUGUUGGUUUGGUAAGGUCACUCACUCGGACUCUUGAGGUGUUAGAUUUAGAUCAUGCUGAGUCUCCCAAAGCUGUUACAGGGCUUAUCAAGGUAUUGGAGUUGGUAACAAAGGAGCAUGUUCAUUCUGUUGAUUCCAAUGUGGCAAAGGGUGAGAAUGCAAACAAAUCCCCUGAUGAUCAUGAUCAACCCAGAAGAACGGAUAAUGCUACUGACAUGUCCCAGUCCAUGGAAAUGGCAUCAGAAUUGAACCAUGAUCCUGUGGCAGCUGACCGCGCUGAGAUUUUCAAUACAGUCCAACACUAUGGCGAAUCUGAAGCUGUGACAGAUGACAUGGAGCAUGAUCAGGACCUUGAUGGAGGGUUUGCUCCUGCUGCUGAGGAUGACUACAUGCAAGAAACUUCUGAGGAUGCUAGGGAUCUUGAAAAUGGCAUUGAUACUGUGGGUAUACGAUUUGAGAUCCAGCCUCAUGUUCAAGAGAAUCUUGAUGAAGAUGAAGAUGAGGAGAUGUCUGGGGAUGAUGGAGAUGAGGUAGAUGAAGAUGAAGAUGAGGAUGAUGAGGAGCAUAAUGAUCUGGAAGAAGAUGAAGUACAUCACCUGCCUCAUCAUGACACAGAUCAAGAUGAGCAUGAGAUUGAUGAUGAUGAAUUUGAUGAGGAAAUAUUGGAGGAAGAUGAGGAUGAGGAUGAAGAUGAUGAGGAUGGAGUUAUUCUUAGAUUCGAAGAAGGAAUCAAUGGAAUAAAUGUUUUUGAUCACAUUGAGGUUUUUGGAAGAGAUCAUAGCUUCCCAAAUGAAGCUCUUCAUGUGAUGCCAGUUGAAGUUUUUGGUUCUAGGCGUCAAGGAAGGACCACCUCCAUCUACAGUCUUUUAGGCAGAACUGGCGACAAUGCGGUCCCCACACAACACCCUCUUUUAUCAGGGCCUUCUUCCUUGCAGCGUUCAAUCUCCCAAAGACAAUCAGAGAAUACACGUGAUGUGGCCUUAUUAGAUCGGAACUCAGAGAGUAAUUCAUCACGGCUUGAUGCUAUUUUUCGGUCUUUAAGGAACGUACGCCAUGGGCACCGAAUGAACUUGUGGAUGGAUGAUAACCAUCCAAGUGGUGGACCAAAUCCAGCCACAGUACCCCAAGGCCUUGAGGAGUUGCUUGUUUCCCAGUUGAGACGACCCAGCCCAACAAAACCUUCUGAUCAGAACACAUCAUCAGUGGAACCUCAAACUCAAGCUGAGGCUGGUCAGCUGCAGGAAUCAGUUAGGCCUGAAGCUCCUGCUGAAAAUAAUUUCAAUGCAAAUCUCAGUUUGCCGCCUCCUUCUUCAGUUGCCCUUGGUACUUCUGCUGAUGCUGAUAUGAGGGCUGCAGUGAAUGACCCAAUACAAGUAAAUGAUGUCUCAAGUGCACAAUCACAAUCUGUUGAAAUGCAGUUUGAACAGAGUGAUGCAGCUGUACGGGAUGUUGAAGCAGUGAGCCAAGAAAGUGGUGGAAGUGGUGCUACUCUAGGUGAAAGCCUUCGGAGCCUAGAUGUUGAAAUUGGAAGUGCUGAUGGGCAUGAUGAUGGUGGAGAAAGGCAUGGUUCUGCAGAUCCACAGACAACUAGGACAAGAAGAUCCAGUGUUUCAUUUGGGAAUUCAGUUCCUUCAGCUGUCAGAGAUGUAUCCCUUCACAGUGUAACUGAGGUUUCAGAGAAUUCUAGUCGUGAGGCCGAUCAGGAUGGCCCUUCAGUGGAGCAGCAGGUAAGUAGUGAUGCUGGUUCUGGUUCCAUUGACCCUGCAUUCUUGGAAGCUCUCCCCGAGGAGUUACGGGCAGAAGUUCUCUCAGCCCAACAUGGUCAAGUGGCGCAGCCUUCAAACAAUGAGCGGCCAAAUGCAGGAGAUAUUGAUCCUGAAUUCCUUGCAGCUCUUCCACCAGACAUCCGAGCAGAAGUUCUAGCGCAGCAGCAAGCACAAAGGCUUCAUCAAUCCCAGGAACUUGAAGGACAACCAGUUGAAAUGGACACAGUUUCAAUAAUUGCAACAUUUCCUUCGGAGUUGCGAGAAGAGGUUCUCUUAACAUCAUCUGAUGCUAUUCUUGCCAAUCUUACACCUGCUCUUGUUGCGGAGGCUAACCUGUUACGUGAAAGGUUUGCGCAUCGAUACCAUAAUCGCACUCUUUUUGGUAUGUAUCCUAGAAGUCGUAGAGGUGAGUCUUCUAGGCGCAGUGAAGGUGUUGGAUCUAGCCUAGAUAGAGCUGGAGGAAGUAUUGUAUCACGCAGAUCUCUUACCUCUAAGGUAGUUGAAGCUGAUGGAGCUCCUUUAGUUAGCACAGAAGGUCUCCUAGCAAUGAUUCGCUUGCUUCGCAUAGUUCAGCCAUUGUACAAGGGCUCACUUCAGAGACUUCUAUUGAAUUUAUGUUCUCAUAGCCAAACCAGAACUGCCCUAGUCAAAAUUCUGAUGGACAUGCUGAUGCUUGAUAUGAAGAAGCCUGGCAAUUGUUCAAAUGUCACUGAGCCACUGUAUCGGCUUUAUGCUUGCCAAAGUAAUGUGAAAUAUUCUCGUCCCCAGUACUUUGAUGGAGUUCCUCCAUUGGUGUCACGGCGUGUUCUUGAAACUUUAACUUACUUGGCUCGCCACCAUCCCUAUGUGGCAAAGAUUUUACUUCAGUUUAGUCUUCCACUUCCUUCCUUAGAAGAGCAGGUGCAUACCGAUCAGGCACGAGGAAAAGCUGCAAUAUUUAGUGAAGAGCAUGAAAUUAAUAAAAAGCAGAACCAAGGAGGAUAUAUAUCUAUUGAACUGCUUCUGAGCCUCUUGAAUCAACCUCUUUACCUGAGAAGUAUAGCACAUCUUGAACAGCUGCUUAAUUUAUUGGAUGUCAUCGUAUGUAGUGCUGAAAGCAAAUCUGGCUCAUCUGACAAAUCUGAUGCAUCUGUUGCUGAACAUCGAAAUGUACUUCAACUUUCUGUGUCGGAUGUUGCAGUUAGUAUGGACAAUCGUGAUCUUUCUUCUGGGACUGGUUCAUCAUCCAGGAUGGCAUCAACUUCUAGUGCAGAAAGCGAAUGUGAUGCUCAAAGCAUAUUGCUUAACCUGCCUCAACAUGAGCUUCAGCUUCUUUGCUCAUUGCUUGCUCGGGAAGGUUUGUCAGAUAAUGCAUAUACGCUUGUGGCAGAGGUAUUGAAGAAGUUGGUGUCAAUCACACCAAGCCAUUGUCAACUAUUUAUAACUGAGUUAGCAAAUGCAACACAGAAUUUGACGAAGUCAGCUAUGGAUGAGCUACGCAUGUUUGGUGAAGCAGUGAAAGCACUCCUGAGUACUUCCUCUUCCGAUGGAGCUGCAAUUUUAAGGGUCUUGCAGGCGCUAAGCUCCCUUGUUGGGUCUUUGAUUGAGAAAGAGAAAGAUCAACAGGUUCUUCCUGAAAAGGACUACUCUGCUGCUCUCUCUCAGGUGACAGACAUCAAUGGGACUUUGGAGCCUUUGUGGCUGGAACUGAGCUCUUGCAUAAGCAAGAUGGAGAACUAUUCGGAUACUGCCCCUGAUUCAUUAAUUCCAUCGAGGAUCUCAACAUCAAAACCAUCUGGUGUUACACCACCACUUCCUGCGGGUGCUCAGAAUAUCUUACCAUAUAUAGAAUCCUUCUUUGUGGUGUGUGAGAAGUUGCAUCCUGCACAACCAGGAUCAGGUCUUGACUUUAGUAUUGUUUCAGUUUCUGAGGUUGAAGAUGCCAGCACGUCCACUGGCCAGCCAAAAACUUCAGAAGCUACUCCAAAGGUGGAUGAGAAGCAUGCUGGUUUCGUGAAGUUCUCAGAGAAGCAUAGGAAACUGCUAAAUGCUUUCAUCCGUCAAAACCCUGGAUUGCUUGAGAAGUCUUUCUCACUUAUGCUGAGUGUUCCUCGCUUUGUUGAUUUUGAUAACAAGCGUUCCCAUUUUAGGUCAAAGAUAAAGCACCAACAUGAUCAUCACCAUAGUCCUUUAAGAAUUUCUGUUAGAAGAGCUUAUAUUCUUGAAGAUUCAUAUAACCAGCUGCGAAUGCGAUCAACUCAAGAAUUAAAGGGCAGGCUAACUGUUCACUUUCAAGGAGAGGAAGGUAUUGAUGCGGGUGGACUGACAAGGGAAUGGUAUCAGCUAUUGUCUAGAGUUAUCUUUGACAAAGGAGCACUACUUUUUACAACUGUUGGCAACGAGUCAACAUUCCAGCCAAAUCCUAACUCUGUUUACCAAACAGAACAUCUUUCAUACUUCAAGUUUGUUGGUCGUGUUGUUGGAAAAGCGCUCUUCGAUGGGCAACUCUUGGAUGUCCAUUUCACACGAUCUUUUUAUAAGCAUAUCCUUGGAGUUAAAGUUACAUAUCAUGACAUUGAAGCCAUUGAUCCUGAUUACUUCAAAAAUCUGAAGUGGAUGCUUGAGAAUGAUAUUAGUGAUGUCCCUGAUCUUACUUUUAGCAUAGAUGCUGAUGAAGAGAAACUUAUAUUGUAUGAGAGGACAGAGGUGACUGACCAUGAGUUGAUUCCUGGAGGCCGGAACAUGAAAGUAACAGAGGAAAAUAAGCAUCAAUAUGUUGAUCUAGUUGCCGAACAUCGUUUGACAACUGCUAUUCGUCCUCAAAUAAAUGCAUUUUUGGAAGGAUUUAAUGAGCUGAUUCCCAGAGAUUUAAUCUCUAUUUUCAACGACAAGGAAUUGGAAUUAUUAAUUAGUGGUCUUCCGGAUAUUGAUUUGGAUGACAUGAGGGCAAAUACUGAGUAUUCUGGAUACAGUCCUGGAUCUCCUGUUAUCCAGUGGUUCUGGGAGGUUGUUCAAGGCUUCAGCAAGGAGGAUAAGGCUCGGCUUCUGCAAUUUGUGACUGGCACCUCAAAGGUUCCUCUAGAAGGCUUUGUUGCACUUCAAGGAAUAUCAGGCUCACAGAAAUUUCAGAUACACAAGGCAUACGGCAGCCCCGAUCAUUUACCUUCUGCUCAUACAUGUUUCAACCAAUUGGAUCUACCGGAGUAUCCGUCUAAACAACAUCUAGAGGAGAGACUGCUGCUCGCGAUUCAUGAAGGCAAUGAAGGAUUUGGGUUCGGCUGAGAGACAGUGGAGUUCUGUGGGUGUAAUUUGUGUAGAUAUAAGGUAAAUGUGUCAAAGAAAUGGGUGUUUUGGAAAUGAAUUGGGUAAAAAGGGAAGGGGGAAAAAGCGAAAGGGUGGAUAUGAGAUGUUGAGUUGAUACAUGUUCAUAGAUUGUACAGUCGUGUAUUGGCUAUAUGGCUAAUGCUUCUGGCAGUUUUACAAUUUGCCAAUUCUGCCCCCUUCUUCCUCUUCGUCUAAUAUUUCUACUCCUCC